GGAGGAGGAGGAGGAGAGGGGGGGCUCAGCCGGUCUCUCCUCCCUCUGCUGCAGCGGCCAUGCUGCUCACCGCCUCUCGCCUCGGUGCAUCCCGGUCCUCCGACGGUGUAGCUUGACCCCCGGUCCUCCCCCCUCGGUGCUCCCUUCUCCCUUCUCCCUCAACCCCGGUACGUCUCCGGGUCCCGGACCGGAUCGCAGCGCUCUCCGCCCGCCGCCUCGGAACACCGGCCCCGCGGGGCGCAGGAGGAGGAGGAGGAGAAAGGGCUCCAUAGCAACACAACCGGUUCCGCGGCAUAAUCGUGACAGAACCGAACCAUCAGGUGUGCAGCCGAAGGUCACCGCGAGGGCACGUUCAAAUCCUCCGCCACGAGUCCGCCUGAAGCUCUGCCUAAAGCUCCGCCGGAUCCCCCCCCCGGAUUAAAGCAUGAAUUCAAUGGCCACUCAUGCACGUAGUAUUAAAAGGAACUUUUGGAUUUAAGCCUCCAGAGGGACACUGGAGACACGUCUGCUACCUCCUCACCGACAUUCCACCUGAGCUGACCAGAGGCCUGCUCUUCUCCUCACACCUGGACCAGUAGAAGGGAGUACAAACACAUCUGGCCACUAGAGGUUCUACAUACAGGGAUAAGUUGGUCCUGGGUGGAAGAUGUGUCGCUUGUAGCGGGGACUUGGUUCAGAAUCGCCUCACCAUGUCGCUGAGCAAGACCCUGGAGCUGGAGCACUUCGACGAGCGCGACAAGGUCCGCCGGGGUCGCUCCACCCGCACCAAGAGGGACGACUCCGCCGGCGGGUCCGGGCCCAGCUCCCGAGGCAGCAGCCUGGUGCCGAGCCCCGCCCACAGCGCCAACUGCAGCUACUACCGGACCCGGACCCUGCAGGCGCUCACCUCGGAGAAACGGGCCAAGAAGGUCCGCUUCUAUCGCAACGGGGACCGGUACUUCAAGGGGCUGGUGUAUGCCGUCUCCGGGGACCGGUUCCGCUCCUACGACGCGCUGCUGAUGGAGCUCACGCGCUCUCUGGCCGACAACCUGCACCUGCCGCAGGGGGUGAGGACCAUCUACACCGUAGACGGCGGCAAGAAGAUCACCAGCAUGGACGAGCUGGGGGAAGGCGAGUGCUACGUCUGUGCCUCCAACGAGCCUUACCGGAAACUCGACUACACCAAGAUCUCCACCCAGAGCUGGAAGCCGGGAGCCGGGGCCGCCACCUCGGGUCGGCCAUCCACGGCGUCCGCGGGGGUGUCGGCGAGCGCCGCCCCCGCCGCCUCCUCCUCCUCUUCCUCCUCCAGAGAUCGCCCGGAGGGCCGCGAGGGCAAAGACUUCAUCAAACCCAAACUGGUGACGGUGAUCCGCAGCGGCGUGAAGCCCCGCAAGGCGGUGAGGAUCCUCCUGAACAAGAAGACGGCGCACUCCUUCCACCAGGUGCUGGCCGACAUCACGGCGGCCAUCAAGCUGGACUCCGGCGCCGUGAAGAGGCUGUACACGCUGGAUGGGAAACAGCUGACCUCUCUGCAGGACUUCUUCGGGGACGAUGACGUGUUCAUGGCCUGUGGACCGGAGAAGUUCCGCUACGCUCAAGACGACUUUGUGCUCACGCAGAGCAGCAAGUCACCGGCUUUUGUUAAUGAGUGCAGAGUCAAGGCGCCUCGCCCUGCCGUCCUUCCCAAAACUACAACUCCCAAGACCCCUAGUGGCUCCAGCCUGUCGUCCACUAAGACCCCACCCAAAGGCCUCUGCAGGACCAAGUCCCCCGGUCCAGCCAAUGAGGUGUCGGGAUCGCAGUCAGCUGGGAAGUCGGCCAGGUCAAGCCCCUCCCCCACCAGCCCCGGGACACCGUGCAGCCUGAAGGUUUCUCCUCGCCGAGCUUCCUCCACCGACCUGAACGGAGAGGCGGAGCCAACCGGCGCCGACGUGCUGGAAGUGAAUGGGAACCGCUCCGUCUCCUCCUCCAUCAUCACAGACAAGUACAAAGUUGGGAAAGUGAUCGGAGACGGAAACUUUGCGGUGGUGAAGGAGUGUGUCGAGAAGUCGACAGGACACGAGUACGCUCUGAAGAUCAUCGAUAAAGCCCGCUGCUGUGGGAAGGAGCACCUGAUAGAGAACGAGGUGGCGGUGCUGAGGAGGGUUCGUCAUCCCAGCAUCAUCCAGCUGAUCGAGGUGGAUGAAACUCCCAGUCAGCUGUUCCUGGUGAUGGAGCUCGUUAAGGGCGGCGACCUUUUCGACGCCAUCACCUCGUCCACCAAGUACAGCGAGCGGGACUCCAGCGCGAUGGUGUUCAACCUGUCGGGGGCCGUGAAGUACCUCCACCGCAUGAACAUUGUGCACCGGGACAUCAAGCCGGAGAACCUGCUGGUGUGCGAGUACCGUGACGGCACCAAGUCCCUGAAGCUGGGGGACUUCGGCCUGGCGACGGUGGUGGACGGGCCGCUCUACACCGUGUGCGGCACGCCGACCUACGUCGCCCCGGAGAUCAUCGCAGAGACCGGCUACGGUCUGAAGGUGGACAUCUGGGCGGCCGGAGUGAUCACCUACAUCCUGCUGUGUGGGUUCCCUCCCUUCAGAAGUGAGAACAACGUCCAGGAGGAGCUGUUCGACCAGAUCCUCAGAGGGAAGCUGGAGUUUCCGUCUCCGGACUGGGACACCAUCAGCCUCCCGGCCAAGAUGCUGAUCAGCCAGAUGCUGCAGGUGAACGUGGACGCUCGAUUCACGGCCGAGGAGGUCCUGUCCCACCCGUGGGUGACGGACGAGGCUCCGCUGGAUCCAAUCACCGGUGAAGACGCACUGGAUCCAGAGUUGGAAUCGCCAACGCUGGAAACCAGACCGGUUCCUUCUCCUCUGGUUUAAAACAAGGCGGUCUUCCAUCAACCUGAAACCAAACAACUUUGUUCAACCUGAAAAUCCCCCAAAAAGCCUUUCCCCACCUGUGGUCCAGACUCACCCAGCAGACCAGACCAGUUCCCCUAAAUCUGAACCAGAACAACAAAGUUAUAAUAAUAAUCUGGUCCAGGAUCAGUCCUUCUGGAGAUGUGACACGUUCCUCGUCACGUUCUUUCACUUAAAAAAAACAAGGAGUUUGCCUCCUUCUCAUCCUUUCAUCCACCAUAAACCAAAUGCGCUUCAAGGUUCCUCCCCUUCGGUCUAGGAGGUGUCUCCUUCUGGAAUGGGACCAAACAGAUUUCUCAUCCCUGAGUUCGUCCCGUUUCAUCUACUGGAAGUAUUUAACUUGAGUAUUGCUCAAGAGUUCCUCAUGUUUCACCAUAUACUUUGCUCACCUGGCCUGGAAUUUCACCCGUUAACCAAACAAGUAUGGAACCCUGAGGAUUAGUAUUGGAAUGAGUUACCACCACAAGGUCCAGAACACAUCCUGGUUCCUCUCCUGGAGACCCAACGAGGCCCCCGGCCUCCAGUCAGUGUGACACAUGAUGAGUUCCCCUCUUCUAGGUCCAUUUUCAUCCGCUCAAACUUCUCCGCAGCUCCUUCCGAUCUCCUGGAAACCGUCCUCGCCUUGGGACUGGACUUCCCUCCUCAAGACCUUCUCAAGCUCCGUGCCUGCUGCUGUACCGGAGAGUGUUCACUUCCUCCUUCGAUGAGCGCCGAGGCGCCACCUCGCUACUUGAAGGACGCUCACCACGUCCCCACUGCGGAACACCUCCAGGCUCUUGGGCCCUCGGCCGAUGGCCCCGCUCCGCUCUCACAGGGAUAUUAGCAUUAGCUCGUUUUCCGGGUCGCCGCCCGGCGAGCCGGACGUCUUCCAGUGCUUCUGGGGAGCGUCCCACUUAUCUUGCCUUUCACCCUCCGGCUGAUCCGGAGGACGGUUCUCCUCCUCCUUCCUUCACUUGGAGACGUUGUAGGACUGUGCCUGUUGACGCUGCUGAUGCCCCCCCCCCCCCCCAUAGGUCACUCCUCAUUGGCUGCUGAGCCCAACGACGCCCAAUGUUUUUUUGUGUUUUUUGCCAACAUACCUUGAUGGAUUUAAAAGGGAAGUUUGAUAUUGGUAUAAAGUGUCAUUCCCUGUAGAACCCAUCGAUGUUCCCCAGGAAACGGUGAAAGGUGUAAAUCCCCACUAAGUCUUAUCGCUAAGGUAACACGCCUCGUCUCCGUGGAGCUGAAGGGCACUUCCUGUCACCCGUCAUCAGCCUUCUCACUGUAACUCAAAACGAACCCAGCGACGUCUAAACCUCACAAUCAAAAAACGACAAUGACAACGUUUAACUACCGUUAAAGGGUUCUAGCCGCGACCGAGGUAAAGGGGGCGUGUUUUAGCUCAAGCCCCGCCUCCUGCUCCUGCCUGCAGUUGUCGGAGGAUGCAAUACGCUGUAAAUACUGUGAAUAUCUGUUGGUGUCUGUGUGAUUUGUUGUAGGGACCCGUAGCAGUGUUGAAACAAAGAAGAAAUUAAAAGACGGCAUCCUCCAAAAACCUUGUCAGUAGAAGUAGAAAAGAGUCGUGAAAUCACGUAAAGCACUUGAUUUCAUGACUAAUAUGACAUUUGGCAAGGAUUUGUCCUUUUUACUUUACAUCACAUUUAACUGCUGACAAACAUGACAUCAAGCUUUUCGUUCUUAAAAGACACUAAAAUGAACUCGCAAGUCCAUCUUUUUAAUGUCUCUUGCAUCAUUUUGGCUCCGUAUUAAAAAGGAGGCUGUUGACAAAGUUCGAGUCGGGGCUCCUCAAAGAUCCGGUGGUAACCGUUGCCUAGCAACAAAAAAGCCUGCACGAAGACGGGUCUCUUUCCUUGUUCGUUCAACCGUCCUCCAUCAAUCACGUCGCUGCAUCCACACAAGACCAAACGGUCACAGUGUGUGUUUGUGUGUGUGUUUAUGUGUGUGUGUGUUAAUGUGUGUGUGUGUCAUGUUCAAACUUGAAAGGAAUCAUGUGGAACGUACGAUUCUCAGUGUUUACUGUGUCUGGAUCAAAACAAAAAAACGAAUGUUAUCUGAAUAGACGUGAUGCCGUGUCAGGACCUUACCGUGACCUUUGACCUUUCCAUGGCCUUGACCUCUUUUUUGCCGCCGUGCCCUAACCCUCCUUUGCAUGAACUCACAGUAUUAAUUCAAUGUUUUUAUAAAGGUAGAAUUCACUCAGAUUGACUCCAUUGGGACACUAAUUCCCAGAAAUCCCAGGCAGAGGUAGUAGGCCAGGCCCUGUGUGUGUGUGUGUGUGUGUGAUCAUUUCACAUCAUGCCUCAUCUUAGACAGGAACCGAUUCUUUUUUUAUGAAGUAGAGAAGUUAGGAUUGUUGAGCUUCUUUCCCUUAAAGCACCUCUGCAGUCGACCUCCGUCCAGCUCAAAUUGAUGAAACUUAUUUUCAGGACGGAUGCUUAGAACAUUAAAAACGUCCCUUUGAGGAAUCCAAUCAGCUGUUUGAGGUGCUUUGAGGAAAACCAAAGCGGAAGGUAAAAGAGACGUCUCUUUAAUGCAAGCGAUGAUCCGUGUCCGUAUGUACACGGUAUGAACAUGUAUGUGUUAUGAUGCACGCUGGGAUCACGAUGGAUGCAUUCAACUGUGAGAAUAAAAACGGAUGCAGUGGCAUCGUGUUUA
Messenger RNA from Pungitius pungitius (ninespine stickleback), 5537 nucleotides. Its product is annotated as serine/threonine-protein kinase DCLK2-like. The record is from RefSeq and is a predicted model, not a curated record. The transcript has 16 exons. Bases 690 to 2843 code for a protein of 717 amino acids. Gene Ontology annotation, cellular component: microtubule cytoskeleton. Lineage: Eukaryota; Metazoa; Chordata; Actinopteri; Perciformes; Gasterosteidae. Gene Ontology annotation, biological process: intracellular signal transduction; protein phosphorylation. Gene Ontology annotation, molecular function: ATP binding; protein kinase activity.